This is a messenger RNA of Pisolithus orientalis, 1649 nucleotides long. Its product is annotated as surface antigen-domain-containing protein. Bases 18 to 1571 code for a protein of 517 amino acids. Gene Ontology annotation, biological process: protein insertion into mitochondrial outer membrane. The record is from RefSeq and is a predicted model, not a curated record. NCBI's taxonomy places the organism in Eukaryota, Fungi, Basidiomycota, Agaricomycetes, Boletales, Pisolithaceae. Gene Ontology annotation, cellular component: SAM complex; outer membrane. The transcript is spliced from 7 exons.
GUUCGACGCUGUGGACGAUGGCGGACGCGCUGAAACCACCGCUGCAGUCGACGGUGCGACCAUCUGACCGCGAACCGAGUCAGGACGACUUGGAAAAGCUCCGUGCUUGGCACGAAGAGCGUCUCCAGCGGAAGUUGCGUGGCGAGUACGAAAGCCAGCAGCUGCACCUGGGAGAGCUGGUGAACGACACGCUCGACUGUCCUGUCCGAAUAGCCAGUGUCAAAGUGCAUGGCGCAACGCACACCAGCGAAACAUUUCUUGACUGGCUCAUCCGCCCGCGUCUCACAUCGCCCGAUGCCCGCUCGACGUUACACUCGGUUCUCCAAACCACGCGCAGCAUUUCGCACUCGCUUUCGGCCACAGACCUUUUCCGCACCGUAUCUGCACGCAUAGAACGCUCCCCACAAGGUACACCCGGCGACGUUGACCUCAAUUUCACCGUGACAGAACGGGGCCGUUUCUUCGUCAAGACUGCAACGGAAAUCGGGAACUGCGAGGGCACUGCCUCCAUCACCGCCCGCCUCACUAAUAUUCUUGGCCGCGCAGACACUUUCGCCUUUAACUCAUCUGUAGGGACGAAAACUAAACGCGCUUUCGACGCAUCUUUUUCAUUACCCGUCUCCCCUUCCCUUAGCACUACUGCUUUCCUCUCCCUUACUGGUGCAGACCGUGAACUCGGCGUACAGGGCGGGUUGGGCCGGGAGGAACGCGUUACGAUCAAAGCUGGCCUACGACAUGGCGGCGAUGGUUUGGAGAGUGGUAUGCAUGAACUUACUGCAGAGGCUCUCUGGCGAUCCAUUGGCAACCUGGCCCCUGAGGCAGGUUUGGGCAUCCGCCAAUCGGCGGGUCCUGCCCUUAAAGCUGCUUUGGCACAUAGGUGGACCCUCAACAUGCUAAAUGACCAUAUCACACCAUCUAAAGGUGCGCUUAUGCGCAUCACCAACGAGCUUUCGGUCACAAAGCGCAUACCGCCAAGUCCUUCCCUAGCGUACACUACGUCCUCGUUUUGGAGUAUAAGUAGCAUAGGGAAUGAUGGUGACAUGGGCGAGGGGCCAACAGCGUUCUGGAAAACCGAAGCUGAAGCGAAACGUGGUUGGGCCCUUCCAAGAAGUUCGACGCUGACGCUCUGCGCUCGCUCUGGCCUGUUGCAAGUUCUUGCAGGCGAUAGCGAUAGCCUCCACUGGAGCGACCGCUUUCAACUUGGAGGGCCGCUCAGCGUGCGCGGUUUUUCAGCGGACGGCAUGGGCCCACGGCAAGGCACUACUUCUCUCGGUGGAACUAUAUACUACGCACUUGGCCUCUCUCUUCUCAGCAACAUUCCGAUGCGACCUACGUGGCCCAUAAAAUUGCACACUUGGGUUAACGUGGGGCGCUUGCAAGACCACAAUCAGGAUGUGCGCUCCACCAUGCACACACUUCUCACCCGUCCGUCGGUAUCCGCUGGCCUUGGCCUCGUCUACCGCCUUGACCCUAUACGUGUUGAGGCAAAUGUCGCAUUUCCUCUCGUCGCUGCACGUGGAGAGGGCCUCCGACGUGGCAUACAGGUUGGGAUUGGGUUGGAGAUGCUAUAGGGUGGUGGGACUAACGUAUAGUAUUUACAUUAUACAUAACGAUAGAAUCAUACCAAUGCAUACACACACUUAUAACCG